GCCCUUUAUCAUGUGGAGCCAUUGGCAAUGAAUCACUUCCACCGCCACUGGCGGUGUCGACUCGGGGUUGUUAAGUAUACAUAAGACUGAUGGUGAUACAUUCCCCAAUAUAAUGUGGCUCAUACAAUCGUGGAUUCACAAACCGCCACGCCUCACGGACACUUUUUCAAACGUUAUUUCCCUUUGCAACCCCGACCCGAGUAGGCAACGACCCCCCCUGACCGACCCAACAAGUCAGAGGUCGAAUCGUCUUCUGCACCCUCCAGUCGAGAUGACACGAGAGAAACAGGAAUCAGCUCACGUCAGCAAUAAACGAAUGUGCUCGGACCAAUCUCCGGCCGGCGAGGAGAGGGAAAAGGAAGAUAGGUUCGCAGACCUGGAUGUCACGCACGCACAGCGUAGAACCCGGGGAGUUGGGCAACGUUUAGCAUUAGGUGGCCAGGUGGUCAGUGCGCUCCAGCGACGCAAAGGGAUGGUCUCAACAUCGUGCCACCAACUGUGCGUGCAUUAUGGGAAGACAGAAACGCGGGAGGGAGAGGGAAAUAUAGAGAGCACGGUGUAAUAGAAGGGGAGGGGACAACAGCCCACUAUACCCAGCUGCAACUUAUCACAUAGAUCGACAGAAAGGAUAAUACAACGUGAGAAAAAUGCGUUAUUUCAACAGCGUUUAUGAUAGCGGAGAAGCGAAACGGACGGUAAAUGCGGGUA
Molecule: messenger RNA, 708 nt
Organism: Cantharellus anzutake
Lineage: Eukaryota; Fungi; Basidiomycota; Agaricomycetes; Cantharellales; Hydnaceae
Exons: 3
Coding region: 113-562 (149 amino acids)
Source: RefSeq, a predicted model, not a curated record